GCUCCUGUCGCCCCACGACCUGCUGCGCUCCCGCAAGGGGCAGCUCCUGCUCGCCGAGUCGUCUUCUCUGAAGGGAGCUUCAUAGCUGAAACUGGAGCUGCUUUGUGUAAAGCCUCCUUUGAAGAUGCGCAAGCCCGGUGCCCUCUACCAGGUGCUGUCGUUUAUCAUCUUUAUCUGCUACAUUGCAUCCUCAGCUGCCUCAUUUAUGAUGGCACCGCUUUUAGAAUUUCUGCUGGCGCUGUUCCUUUUUUUUGCCUACGCCUCUAAGCUUAAUGAGAAGUUUAAAGGACUCUACUGGCCUUUGUCGGAUUUCUUGCGGUGUGUCACUGCUGCUAUUAUUUACUUUGCCAUCUCAAUUGCAGCCGUCUCAAAAUAUUCUGAUGGAGCAUCUAAAGCAGCAGGAGUGUUUGGAUUUAUUGCCACAAUAGUGUAUGCCAUUGAUUUCUACGUAACCUUCAACGACCUGGUUACAUUUCUCAAACAAGGCACUUCCAGUCCCCCUGAAGGGCGCAAGUCAGAUGUUUCAGAUGAAGACUCUGAUUCCAAUUCUGACUGAAGAGCAAGACAGCAAUGAACUGUGAAGGGAAGAUGACCAAGCUCUUUCCUCUUUACUGAACAUGCUGCCAAUGGAGAUACUUCCCUGUUUACUUUUGGUAUCCUAUUUUCACCUCAUGGCUUAUGGAACCACCACAGCAUAGGGCAGUGGUGUGGCAGACUAUUCAAUAACAUUGAACACUCCUUCAGAACUAAUAAUUUUAAAGUAGUUCAAUCUGUAACACAGGUCUGUUUUCAAACAAACAUCCCAGUUCUCCCUUUCUCUUCUUUACUCAGCUCUACAAUACAGUGAGCAAACAGGAACAGAGCAUUUUCAAUUUAUAGCAGAGCUUUUAAUAUGCUUUCUUAAUUCCAAAUCUUUAACACUUGAAAACUUUUAUACUUCUUGCUGUGCCAAAGCUGAGAGGCAGAGAAUGCCUCUACUUUAUAUUUUUCAAGAUUAUCUAACAAAUAGCAUUUCUUAAAAUUCUAAAUAUUCCAUUAUCUCAAGCAUUGCAGGCACGGAUUAUAGCUGAUGUGCCGGUUUCAAUGCAUUCACAUCCACCACCUGGAUGCGAUAAAAAAAAAUGACAACUGGAAAUCUGCACCAGGAUCAAUCUCAAAGGAUAACUGUGCCAGGUUAGCUGCUUCAUGGGACAUUUAAUUCCGCUUUUUUAAGCUGCUCAGAUGGGAUCACAUCUCACCCUUGCAGCUCACCAGAGGCACCAGGCAGGGCAGGAGUGGCUGCACCAACCCCCCUUGGCGGGAAGCCCUUGGACGUGGCUGUGCGAGGCCCUCGCUCGCCAAGCGCCUCCCUGGGAUGCUGCCCGCCGGCCAAGCCAAGGGCUGUGGCGCGAGGAGCCCGCCUGGCUUUGAGCUCAAGCUCGAGCUCAGUGGCCCUGGCCCUGCAGCGGGGAGCAGGGCUGCACGUGGGCCACUCACCCAAGAGGACCCAGAGUGGCGCAAAACAGAUGAUGGCUUCUGUAAAACUCAGGACACCCAGGCCCUGGGAGGGCAAUACUCCCUUCCCCGGGUGAAGAUGCAAAAACCAACCUCCAACCUAAAGAAUGUCUCUGCAGUGAAAUUCAUUUUCCCAGUCCCCUGGUUUUUU
Molecule: messenger RNA, 1645 nt
Organism: Nothoprocta perdicaria
Lineage: Eukaryota; Metazoa; Chordata; Aves; Tinamiformes; Tinamidae
Gene: CMTM3
Product: CKLF like MARVEL transmembrane domain containing 3
Exons: 6
Coding region: 125-556 (143 amino acids)
Cellular component (GO): membrane
Source: RefSeq, a predicted model, not a curated record